Alligator sinensis (Chinese alligator) is the source of this 4047-nucleotide messenger RNA. RefSeq names its product copine 3 (gene CPNE3). The coding region runs from base 268 to 1983 and encodes 571 amino acids. Gene Ontology annotation, cellular component: plasma membrane. Lineage: Eukaryota; Metazoa; Chordata; Crocodylia; Alligatoridae. Gene Ontology annotation, molecular function: calcium-dependent phospholipid binding; receptor tyrosine kinase binding. Gene Ontology annotation, biological process: cellular response to calcium ion; ERBB2 signaling pathway. The record is from RefSeq and is a predicted model, not a curated record. The transcript has 17 exons.
CUGCCUCGGGCGGUGACGUCGUGCUGGGCCCGUGGUGAAGCAACCUCGCUCGCGGGCUAUCGCCGUCCGGCCGCGUCCGGCCCCGCAGCGUGCGAUAGGCUUUCAGCAAAUAGGAUAACUUUGAGCUUUCAAUAUGAUCAUUUCAUAUGGCAAGAACUGGCUGCCUCGGGGCUCCUCAAGCAGGGAUGACAGGCGAGGCGGGCUGGGAGCAGCUGCAGCGGCUCGUCUGGCCCCAAGGUGAAGCUGCCUAAAUCUGCUGCUGUAGAGAUGUCGCAGCAAAAAAUCAUUCUGGCCUCAAAGAAACUCAGGUCUUGUCAGCAGCUUCUGCCACCACCUGGGGUCAAGCUGAUUGCAUUCACCUGUAACAUUGCUGCUAAACAAAUGGCAGCACAAUGUGUGACAAAGGUGGAGCUGUCAAUCUCCUGCAACAAUCUGUUGGAUAAAGAUGUUGGUUCAAAGUCAGACCCACUCUGCGUGCUUCUCCAGAAUACAAGUGGGCAGCAGUGGUACGAGCUUGAUCGCACAGAAAGGAUUAAGAAUUCCUUGAACCCAAAUUUUUCCAAGAAAUUCCUCAUUGAUUACUAUUUUGAGCUCGUUCAGAAGCUCAAAUUUGGAAUUUAUGACAUUGACAACAAAACCAUUGAGCUGAAUGAUGAUGACUUCCUGGGAGAAUUUGACUGUACUCUUGGACAAAUAGUCUCCACCAAGACACUAACAAGACCAUUAGUUUUUAAAAAUGGCAAGCCUGCUGGGAAAGGAAGCAUUACGAUUACAGCAGAAGAAGUAAAAGAUAACAGAGUGGUCUUAUUGGAAGUAGAAGCAAGGAAACUAGACAAUAAGGAUUUCUUUGGGAAGUCGGACCCAUAUUUGGAAUUCCACAAGCAAACGUCAGAAGGAAACUGGGUGAUGGUUCACAGAACAGAGGUUAUUAAAAACAACCUGAAUCCUGUUUGGAGGCCCUUUAAAAUAUCUCUCAAUUCUCUAUGCUACAGUGACAUGGAGAAACCAAUUAAGGUACAGUGUUAUGACUAUGACAGCGAUGGAUCUCACGACCUUAUAGGCACUUUUCAAACAACAAUGUCAAAGCUGAAGGAGGCAUCCCGGUCCUCACCAGUUGAAUUUGAAUGCAUCAAUGAGAAGAAAAAACAAAAGAAGAAAAGCUACAGAAACUCUGGAAUUGUGUGUGUAAAACAUUGUGAGGUUAUAAUGGAAUGCACAUUCCUUGAUUACAUCAUGGGAGGAUGUCAGCUGAAUUUCACUGUGGGAAUAGAUUUUACAGGCUCCAAUGGUGACCCUCGCUCCCCAGAUUCCCUGCAUUACCUUAGCCCUAAUGGAGUUAAUGAAUACCUGUCAGCCAUUUGGUCCGUGGGAAUGGUUGUUCAGGACUAUGAUACAGAUAAGAUGUUUCCAGCCUUUGGAUUUGGUGCACAAAUUCCUCCUUCCUUUCAGGUGUCACAUGAGUUUCCAUUAAAUUUUAACCCCUCAAAUCCAUUUUGCAAUGGAGUACAAGGCAUUGUUGAAGCGUAUCGAGCAUGCCUUCCACAAGUAAAACUAUAUGGACCAACAAAUUUUUCUCCAAUAAUAAACCAUGUGGCAAAAUUUGCUGCUGCAGCUGCACAGCAGCAGACAGCAUCUCAAUAUUUUGUGCUCCUUAUCAUAACGGAUGGUGUGAUAACAGACCUUGAUGCAACUAGAACUGCCAUAGUAAAUGCUUCAAAGCUUCCAAUGUCCAUUAUCAUUGUUGGUGUUGGAGGAGCUGACUUCAGUGCCAUGGAGUUUCUUGAUGGUGACAACGGAAGUCUCAGGUCCCCAUCAGGAGAGCCGGCUAUCAGAGACAUUGUCCAAUUUGUUCCAUUUAGGAAGUUCCAGAACGCUCCAAAAGAAGCUCUGGCUCAGUGUGUACUAGCAGAAGUGCCUCAGCAAGUGGUGAACUACUUUAACACAUACAAACUGCAGCCUCCCAAGAAUCCUGCGGCAAAGUGAGAGCUCUGAGUGGAAGAGACGAGGCUAACCUGCUUGCAGUUCCUGUGCCUCCUGCGUCAGCUGUAUCAACAGACUUUUGCUUGAUAUUCUCUUUAUACAUUCAUACAUGUUAAUAUUUGUGUCAACUUUCUCAUGGAAUCCCUAUGCUUUGCCAACAUUUUAUAUUUGAGAUAGACAGGAAUUCUGUUUAAUCCCCGUUACAAAUUAUAGUUCAGGUCUCAGAUGGGAAUGCUUUAGAAAAUAACAUUUGUCAAGAAUAAGCUGAAUAUAAUCGACAAUAAUACAAUAAUGAACUCAUUGUGUCAACAGAUUGGGUGUGGAACAGUUGCUUUGUGUUGCAAUGCCCAUGUAAUACUGCCAUCAAGCUAGUCCACUGUACCUUGUGGAGGAUCACCCCAAUAUACCAUGAUUUUUCAGUGGUGUAGAAAGAGCAUUUGUUUACAUGAAAGGACACAUGCUGGGAUGUACGUGCACUUGAACGCUUUGACUGUUGUGACUGUCAAAGCUCAUGUACAAACUCCCACAAAAUAAGUUUGCUCACCAUACACAAAAUAGCAGCUAAAUGUAGGUAAUGCAGAGGUAGAUCUUUAAAGAUACCUUUUCACACUACCUCCUGAAUUUUUAUUAUCUUGAUCAUUUGAGGGAUUCUGGACCACUUUAAUAUUAGUUAAAUUGAUGAAACAGUAAAUGUUAAAACUAUUUCAUAGUAUGCAGCUUAUAAUUGUGCUGCUAUAGAUGCAACCAGCUGCCUAAAGUAAUGGUAACUAACUGUCUAACCAGCAUUUCAAAACUAAUUCAACUGUUUGCCUCUAAGUAAUGUCGACCUGUCAGUGUAAAUUUUAUACAGAUCUUGAUACACUUGACAGUGUAGAGUGCUGAAAAACUAAGGUGCAUAUCACUACUUUUAUCUAAAACAAUCAUAAGGCUAAUUAUCAACUCUGGUUACUAUUACAACUCGGUUGCUAAAUGGGAAGGAUAGGAGUUUUCCCUUUUUAGUAAAAGUAUUGUUUGAUUUGUCAUCAUGUCAUAUGAAGACAAUUUUUUGAAAGUGCUCAGGAAUAUAUCUUUCGUUGAUAUCUUUUUACCUUUCGUUGAGUAGGUCUGGCAUUGUUCAUGCUUUCUAGUUGAAAUGUAUGGUCUCAAAAAGAUGUUAAUUUUCCAUAUGCUGUCUCAUGGAAGACCCCAAACUCCAUAUAAUCCUGUGAAUUUUAACACACUCCACUUGCACACUUGGUACCAACACAAACAACUCUUUUUGAUAUUACCAGUAUAUAUAAUACACAGUUGAAAUAAAACACAGUUUCAUCCCUUUCCAAAAUGUCUAUUUUGAACAUUAAUUUUUUGUAAUGAAGAAUCUGAAGUCAGCUGGAUUGAGGGCAAAGCCCCUUUGAUGAGGACCGAGUUGUAAACUCAUGAUGACCUGGAACACAUGUAGACUAACUGAACAUUCAGAUCCAUACAAUAGCCUUUCUUACUUGCUAGGUUAUGUACACAGGCCUCUCCUACCUGUUGGAACCUCUGUAUUUUGAUCUCCUUUAUCAUAUGGCUGCAAUGCCCUCUGUCUCAUUUUUGUGUGCUUGUUUUUCUGAUUUAUGUGCAUGUAUCACUAUUAUCUUACCAUGCUGUCUUGCACAGUUUGUGAAACAACCAAGAUGGGUUGUAGAUGGUUAAGUAGAAUGUUUAAUUAAUAUGAAUGAUGUGAUUUAUUUUCUAUCACAGAUGUCCCCAAAUACUGGUUCAUGUUAAGCCAAGUUCUACCUUUCUGUCUUAAUUUGAAUUUGAAUUUUUGCUUACAGUAUUGCCUUUUGUCAGUGUGGUCAAAAUAAAUUGCUACUUUAUAGGGACAGCAAUUAAUAUUGGGCACAGCAAAGUAUUAAAAGCAAGGAAACAGCCAGCACUAAACCUUAGUCGUACAGUUACAAAUUCAUAGGCGAUGUAUUCAUAGGAGUAAACUACUUCAAGUCCACAUGUGCCAGGUAGAGAGACCACUAAGGAGUGUUUGGGUUUUUUUUUAAGCAAAGGUCACUGAAAAGUAUACUAUAGUAUAGAAUAUGAUCCUUUGGU